GUGAAGUUAUUCAGCAAAAAAAGUAACACCGCUAUUACAUCUGUGACCAUUCAACAGUCAAUUGAAGAUAUCUUCAGAAGGAAAAUGAAGUGUGUUCUUUUGUUGACCUUAUUGUACGGGGUACUUGGAGUACCACUAGAGGAUGAAGCAUUACAGGAAUUUGUUGCUGGGAAUCACAAGUUUACAGCUUCUGUCUACAAGGAACUUUUUAAAAAUCAACAAGGUAACUUUGUCGUCAGUCCGCUGUCAGCUGAGGUAGUCCUAGCUCUCACCAAUGAAGCCGCAAGGGGAGAAACAGCCGCAGAACUGACGACAGGUCCCUCUCUGCCCAGUACCAAAGAAAAUACACAAAAGGCAAUCAAAUCUAUUUUACUAAAUCUGAAGAGAUCCGAUAGACGAUUCAAGAUAUUCACUGCCAGCAAAAUCUACACCGACAAAAGCCUGAAACUAGAAGAUGACUUCAAGACAAUCGCGUCAACAAUUUACGAUUCAGGUGUUGAAAGCGUUAAUUUUGCCAACAAGGAAAAAUCGUCUGCAACAAUGAAUGAUUGGGUAGAAGACAAAACCAGUCAUAAAAUUAAAAGCUUAAUCAAACCCGACGAUAUUCAAGACAAUACUAAGGCUAUUUUAGUCAACGCUCUUUAUUUCAGUGCUAAAUGGACUUCUCCAUUCAACAACUACACCACAAAUAAGAAAAAAUUCUUUAAAACCAAAGACGAUUCUGUUAACGUCGACAUCCUGAGUCAAGUCGAAUAUUUCAACUACUAUGAAAGUCCAACCCUUAACGUGAAAUUUUUGGAACUCCCAUUCGAUGGCAUUGACAUGCAAAUGGUUAUCGUCUUACCGAACGAAAAGGAAGGAUUAAAAAGUGUGGAGCAAAAUAUAGAACAACUGUUGGCUCCUCAGCCACUCAAGAACGAAAGAGUUCAUGUGGAGUUUCCCAGUUUUACUAUAGAAACUAAAAUAAAGUUCAUUCCUAUUCUGAAGAACUUGGGAAUAAGCAGAUUGUUUGACAAUGCCGACUUAACAGGACUGUCUUCAAAUUUUAAAGAGCUUUACGUCAGUGAUGUAAUCCAAAAGGUUUUCGUCAAAUUCACCGAAUCCGGUAGAGCAAGGGAACGCGAAAGAUCGGCAGAUGGUUGCACUAUCUUCCAUGCCGAUCAUCCAUUUAUAUAUUUGGUCAAAUCGCAUGGAGUGGUUCUUUUUGUCGGGCGCUAUACAAGUCCCUGAAGUACUUGCUGAUGAAUAGAUUUUAAGUAUAGAAAAUGUAAAACGUUCCUUUGAUCUAUUGAUUAAUAUGUACAAGUAAAUAAACUGUUGUUCAUUUUU
Anoplophora glabripennis (Asian longhorned beetle) is the source of this 1329-nucleotide messenger RNA. RefSeq names its product antichymotrypsin-2-like. The record is from RefSeq and is a predicted model, not a curated record. NCBI's taxonomy places the organism in Eukaryota, Metazoa, Arthropoda, Insecta, Coleoptera, Cerambycidae. Gene Ontology annotation, molecular function: serine-type endopeptidase inhibitor activity. The coding region runs from base 85 to 1230 and encodes 381 amino acids. The transcript has 7 exons.